UUGUAUAAUUGUUUUUUUGUGUUGUCAUGCGAGGUAAUUUGGAUGCCACCAAGGCCACAUUUUGUGCUGUUUGCCCAGAGGAGGAUGGAGGGUCAUGGAUGAAGAAGUGCAUCUCCUUCGGGGCAGAUGGUGCCUCCGUGAACAUGGGCCACCGUGGGGGAGUAAUUGCCCACCUGCAGAUUGAGGCAGGGGGGCAUAUAAUCCCAAUCCACUGUAUGCCACAUAGACUAGAGCUGGCAAUACUGGCCAUUCAGAAGAAAGAGCCAAAGGUGUCUGUCCUGUACGAUCUUCUGAAUCUGAUAUGGAAGACGUAUCACUUCAGCGAAAAAUCCAAACGAGAACUCUAUGUUCUCGGGCAAGAGCUCGGUGUGGAUAUUUGCACAUCGUCUAGCGUCAAGGGAACUUGCUGGAUCUCCCAUGUCCACAGAGCCCUCAAAGUGUUCCUACGGCAUGCACAAGACAAGUACCUUGCCACUGACGAAGGCCAGUACUCCGUUGUUCUGCAGCACAUGGAGCACCUGGCCAUAGUAUCAACAACAGCGGAAGUUCAAGGACGGGCAAAGAAGGGAAUAACGUUGAAGGAGAAUCUGAAAGGCUUCACGGACCUCACCAAUCCCCAGCUGAAGCAGCACAUGGAGGCGGCCAUCAACAUCAGCGUGGAUGAUCUCAAAGCCAGGUUUGGUGAUUUGCUGAAGGAUGAGGGUGUCCAGACCCCAGUGGAGUCUUUCAGAGUGCUAAACCCUGACACAUGGCCAGAAGACCAGGCCAGCCUUCUCACCUUUGGCGAUGAUGGUGUGGCAUACCUGAUGAGGCAUUUCAAGGAGCCUCUAAAGAGAUCGGGGUGCAACAUGGCUGCAAUCCAGGAUGAGUGGCAGGGGCUGAAAAUCCUGGUCAGCCACAAUUUCAAGGACAAGUCCUACAGUGGCCUGUGGGAGACCAUGUUGACAAAGGACCCCUACAGGCACGAUUACAAGAACAUCCUGGAGUUGGUGCAGCCCAUUUCAGCCGCCCAGUGUGAGCGAGGCUUCUGUGCGCAGCACCGGAUUAAGAAUUCGACAAGAAGCUGCCUUGGGGUCUCCACCACCGAUGAGGAUCAGCCUUGAGGGGCCUUCUGUCGAGGAGUUCGAUCCCACUCCUGCCGUGGACCGCUGGCUGACUUCUAAGCGUGCCAGACAGCCAACAUACAAAAGCAGCUGGACAACUGAUAUCCUUUGCGUCUAGUAGGCAUGGGUCAAUGUGUGAUUUUGGUGGUUUGUGCUGUUCCACAGAUGUGUGUCCCU
Myxocyprinus asiaticus (Chinese sucker) is the source of this 1280-nucleotide messenger RNA. RefSeq lists its product as uncharacterized. The coding region runs from base 27 to 1103 and encodes 358 amino acids. The record is from RefSeq and is a predicted model, not a curated record. The transcript is spliced from 5 exons. NCBI's taxonomy places the organism in Eukaryota, Metazoa, Chordata, Actinopteri, Cypriniformes, Catostomidae.